AUGGACGGGGACAGGGUGGAGAUAGAUGGCGGGGUCAUGGAAGGGGGUGGCCAGAUCUUGCGAGUCUCCACGGCCUUGAGCUGCCUGCUGGGGCUUCCCCUGCGAGUGCGGAGGAUCCGAGCUGGGAGGAGCCAGCCUGGCCUUAGGCCUCAACAUCUGUCUGGACUAGAGAUGAUUCGAGAUUUAUGUGAUGGGCAGCUGGAUGGGGGAGAAAUCGGUUCAACAGAAAUAACCUUCACUCCUGGGAAGAUCAAAGGUGGAACCCACAUAGCGGAUACCAAAACAGCAGGGAGCGUGUGCCUCCUGAUGCAGGUAGCAAUGCCGUGUGUGCUGUUUGCUGCUUCCCCUUCAGAACUUCGUUUAAAAGGUGGGACUAAUGCUGAGAUGGCUCCACAGAUAGACUACACAGUGUUGGUCUUUAAACCAAUAAUUGAAAAGUUCAAUUUGACCUUUGACUGUGACAUAAAAAGGAGGGGCUACUACCCCCAAGGUGGUGGUGAAGUGAUAGUCCGAAUGUCACCAGUCAAACAGUUAAGCCCAAUAAACUUAACUGAACGUGGCACUGUGACCAAGAUACAUGGAAGAGCAUUUGUUGCUGGAGCCUUGCCCAUUAAACUAGCAAAAGACAUGGCAUCAGCAGCAGUGAGAUGCAUCAGAAAAGAAAUCAGGGAUCUUUACGUUAAUAUUCAGCCUGUUCGAGAACCUGAUAAUCAAGCCUUUGGAACUGGAAGUGGAAUAAUUAUUGUUGCAGAAACUUCAACAGGUUGUCUGUUUGCUGGAUCAUCACUUGGUAAAAGAGGUAAGAAUUCUGACAGGGUUGGAAUUGAAGCUGCAGAGAUGCUGCUUGGAAAUCUUAGGCAUGGGGGAGCAGUGGAUGACUAUCUGCAAGACCAGCUGAUCAUUUUCAUGGCAUUAGCAAAUGGGGUAUCUAGAGUGAAAAGUGGACCAAUUACACUUCAUACUCAAACAGCUAUACAUUUUGCAGAACAGCUAACAAAGGCUAAAUUUACUGUGACAAAAUCAGAAGAUGAAGAUUCCACUAAAGAUACCUACUUUAUUGAGUGCCAAGGAAUGGGGUUGAUAAACUCAAGCUUGUAGUUUUUCUUUAAAGAAAAAACAUACCUCUGAUGUAUUGCACUACAUUUCAGUUGACAUGCUACCCAGUGGGGAACAGGAGUUACUUUAUCAUAAAUAAUUGGUUUGAUUUAAAUUCAGAG
Messenger RNA from Terrapene triunguis (Three-toed box turtle), 1217 nucleotides. RefSeq names its product RNA 3'-terminal phosphate cyclase. The coding region runs from base 1 to 1098 and encodes 365 amino acids. Gene Ontology annotation, molecular function: RNA-3'-phosphate cyclase activity. Gene Ontology annotation, cellular component: nucleus. The transcript has 11 exons. Lineage: Eukaryota; Metazoa; Chordata; Testudines; Emydidae. The record is from RefSeq and is a predicted model, not a curated record. Gene Ontology annotation, biological process: RNA processing.